AUGACGCCAAACCCCUUCGCCGAGGUCGUCGUUACGGCCAACGGAAAUAUACCGGGUCAGACACAUUCUGGCAUCAAACGUCUGGUCGAGAAAUGUGGUGCGAGGUUUGAAAAGCUCAAUAUCAACGAUUGCACACAUAUGAUCACCACCCAGAAAUAUGUGCAAAAUGCAAACAGCAAAGUCGAUGCGGCCCUGAAAGGCAAGAAUUGCAAAAUUGUCGGCAUGGAAUGGUUACUCGACUCUUACUCUCACAAACGCCCAGUCAGCACCGACGGAUAUCUGCUCAAACCAGUGGAGGAAAAUACCCCGGGGAGUUCGCAGCUCACACCAAACUCCCCAGGGUUUCCAGAGAGCAAAAAGCGCAAGUUUGAGGCAGAGCCGGAACCCGCGGAGGAGCCAUCGAAAGUACGAAGGAACAAUCUAGAUGUCCAUCGUAGAGGAUUGAUCGCCCUCGUGGAUGAUCGAUACGAUACUAAAGGGACGGAAGUAGCACUUUGGAUGGACGAGCGGGAUGUGCGCUGGGAUGCCAUACUGAUCAACAAUCCAUUGAAGAACCCACUGUCGGAGACAAAUCCAAUAGUGCCAAAGCACAAGGUUGCCAUGCAUCGUUUGCAAAUUCUAUACCAUUUCAGUUCCGACAAGUACUACACAUGGUUGCGACUGGUGGAUGAUAAGACAGAAGAGGGAGAACUCUACGGUUCCGGUGCCCUGAAAUCCGCAUACUCUGAGUUCAAGAGGCUGUUCCAAACUUUGACUCUCGUUCCUUGGACCAAGCGCCGCUUUCUCCCUCUCCCUCAUGAUCUUCCGGGUGGUCUGGAGAAGGAGAACUGGUGCAUUUUCAUUCAGCCUCCAUCGGAGGAAGAAAAGAGGACACAUCCACCAUGGGUCGAAGAAGUAGAGGUCCCAACGAAAAUACCCCGUGGGGUACCGGGUGUGCUGAAGCUUCUUUUCAGCGUUUCCAACAGAAUCGCGAUCGGUUCUCUCUUCAACGAGGUAGCUGCCAGUCGGAUCAAAGCUGCGGAUGCUUCUCAAUUGGAUGAAAAUACCCUGCGAACCGCAAUUACAAUUCUCAACCAGCUCAGUAUGACGUUGGCAGAGCCCUCGAAGAAAAUGAGAACCCGAAGCUCCACCACCGAAACGACUGAUAAGACUCGCCAGGCAGGCUUCCUGAAAGAAUGCUACUUCGGUCUGCUGGGUAUCAUUUCCCACUGCUCAACAUCAUAUCCGCAAUGUACAGACAUGGACUGGUUGAAGCAGGAGCUUCAAGAUGUUCAUCUUCUGCUGAAGCUGCGAAUCGCAUGGAAUAUAGCCGGUCCUUAUUAUCGCCGCAUUCCUACCGAGGUGUCGCAACAGGCACUGCGAAAUCUAGGGCUGGUUGAAAUCAAACGGGUUCGGAAGAAAAGUCAAGAGUAUGACUUUUUAGUCGACUAUCUCAAACUGUCAGUUGGGUCACAACACACGGUUGAAUACAAGGAAAUCAUCAACAUUUUUCGGAUCCAACGUCCCGGGGAAGCUGAGCGAUACCACAAGUGGAGAGAAGCGAACAGCGACAAGAUCGGCCAGCGAUGUUUACUUUGGCACGGCGCGGACUGCGAGAAGUUCAUCGGAAUCUUGGGUCAGGGAUUGCGAGCUGGUCUCGCCCAAAAGAGCUCAGGCGGAAUGUUUGGUGCCGGAAUAUAUUUUGCCGACAUGUCUGGCAAAGCCGCUCGGUAUUGCACUAGCCACUUGCUCCAGGUAUUUAUGCUUCUCUGCGAGGUUGAGAUUGGCAAAGAUCCUCUGAACGUCGAGAAUUGCGAGCGUAACGCAGCGGCAAUUCUCAAAGACCAGGGCAAAGUUGGGGUUGUUGCUCACGGCCGCUCAACCCACAAUGGAUGGAUGAAUGCAAAAACCGUCCAUCGUCGCCUAGAUGGUGUUCGCAUGCCAGACGUCUCUAAAGGAAGGGGGGAUCGGCAAGCGCAAAGCCUGGCAUACAACGAGUAUGUGGUCUAUGACCCGGCCCAGAUCCAGCAACGAUACCUUUUCCAUCUGAGAACCGGCUGA
Messenger RNA from Penicillium brasilianum, 2040 nucleotides. NCBI's taxonomy places the organism in Eukaryota, Fungi, Ascomycota, Eurotiomycetes, Eurotiales, Aspergillaceae. The record is from the annotation of a GenBank genome assembly.